ACGCACAUAAAAAUAUUCAUGAAUUUUAGUUAAUUCAACAGAAAUUUACAUUAAAACACACACGUAAUAAUACAAAUAGAUAUUUAUAUAUAGUUUAUUUUUUAUCAACAUGAGUAUGUGGGAGGAUUUUAUUAAGUGUUUCAGGAAAGGCACCAAGAUCAAGGGAUGCUCAGCGGACAAGAUUGCAGAGCUUUUCCAGCGAGUUCCUCCGGGUCAGCGCAAAAAUUUAAUAGAGUUUUCCAACAAACACAAUGAAUACGUAGAUCGUGUGCGCAAAUAUCCAGAUAAAAUGCCAACUAUCGAUUGGAAAUAUUACAAGACGAAUGUGCGAAAAGAAAUGGUUGAUUGGGUGACGGAUUUCGAGAAGAAAUACGAUAAUGUCGACAGCAUGUUUUCGAAUCGUCAUUCCAUGAUUGAUUUUUCCAAAUACUUUGGCGAAUUGGAAAAGCAAACGGAAGAAGUGAAAUUGGAAGUUAAGAAAUUCAAGGAGGCAUCCAAUGAACGUAUCAAACUUCUACAGCUGAAAAUGGAUGAGCUGAAAUGCAUGAAACCCUAUUCCGAAAUGACCAUGGAGGAGUUUUGUUUUGCCCAUCCCAAUGAGGCGCCCGAUUUUAUAAAUAAACCUACUUUCUGGCCGCACACUGUCGAGGAGAAUUUACCCAACGUGGAGCAUGUUCAUGAAGAGGAGGCGAAAAAGGAACCACAGAAAGAUAAAUCUGAUCCUAAAAAGCCACCUCCAACAGAUGCUCCUGCUGGCAGUGAGAAGCCGAAUAAGGGAAAGGAAGUGGAUAGUAAGAAGCCAGCUGAUUCUCCUAAAGAACCAGAGAAAGGAAAAGUACAAGCUGUGCAAGUUGAACCGAAAGAAUCAACCGAAAGCCAGAUUACAGAAAAGGUCACAGAAUUAGCUUCUAAAGGAAUUGAAUUAGUCAAGGAAUUAGGAUCUAAAGCAAUCGUUGUGCUGCAGAAUUUGUGGGAGAAAUGGGAAGCUAAGCGAAGACAGGUGGCGAAGGAUGCUGAAGCAGAAAGAAAGAAGAAAGAAUCCGCAAAUGCAGUUAAGACUCUUGAUGGAAAAGCGGUUAGAGACGUUGCUUCACCUGAAAUUUGCAAUAAGACCAUAAUUCGAGGUGAGGAAAUGGCCAAGGCUGAUGUUAAAGAACAACACGUUGACUUGACCAUCGAAGGAGAAACGGAUCCGGACGAACAGAUUUCUAAGCAAAAGACGAGAGAGGCAAAGGGCAAGGGUACAGUAUGUAAGGAGGAAGGUGAAACAGUCUGCUCCCAGAAAUGUCAGGAUAAAAAUGAAGAAAUUGAAACAAUUUGCCAGAAAUAUGAGGAAAAGAAAAGCAAGGAAGAUGCCGAUAAUAUUUGCCAGAAAUAUGAGGAAAAAAAGAAAACCGAAGAUGUCGAUUCAGUUUGUUACCAGAAAUAUCAGGAGAAAAAGAAAGCUAGCAGACUGAGUGCAGAGGAAGAAAAGUCGUGUAAAGAAGCCGCAACACAAGACGAUGCCAAGUUGUUAGCAAAGCAGAGCGAAGAUGAAUGCAAGAAGCCCAAAAAAGAGGAGAACAAGUGUAAACCAGAUGAGAAAGCUUCGCUUGAUACAACACUAAAACCUGCAGCAAAUGCUGAGCAACCAACAAGUGUUGUAAAUGCUUCAACUCCAACUUCAGGUGAUGACAAUACCAUAAUAGGAAUGCAUCAUGAGUGUCUCACAGCUGAGAAUGAGAUAUUUUUGGGAUCAAAAAGACCGACAAAGAUUGACACUGAGCAGAAUAAAGUUGAGGCAUUCGAUAAGAAUAAGGUUCAAGCGUCUGAUGGCAAAAAGAUUGAGAUUUCUGAUCACAAAACUGAACCAGCUGUGCAACCGAAGCAAGUCUCACAAAAUGAAAUAAUUGCAGCUGCAUUGGAGAAACAAUUGUUUAAGACUAAAAGUUCCACAGUUCCCAAAUCGGAGCUUUCAGAUGAAGGCAGCAACGAGUUCAAAUCUUCGUCAGAUGCUAAACAGCUGGGUAAGCAACAGAAAGCGCAAGGAGAUCCCGAAGAGAUUGCCAAGAACAUGUUCAAAAUGGCCACAGGAGCUGCUCAACUGCUGUCGGAUGCCAAGCGGAGCAUUGAGCAGGUGCACAGAGAGAAUGCUGGCCAAAUUGAAGUGCUGCAACAUGCCUAUGAGACGGCAGAAAAGCAAAUCAAUCUGGCUCUAAGUCAGGCCUACAGUGCUUUAGCUUCCGCUAAGAAACUCGCACAUCGUGCUCAAAGUACUUUGGAGGCCGACGAGCAGAAACUGGUGGCCACCAUUGAGAAGCACUCGAUGUUGGCCAAGUUGUUGGCCAAUCAGGCUGUGACGAUGCAGAAAGAAAUCUCAAAACUUCUCGCUGGUCUCAACAAGAAACAAUGAGUUUAGAGUUUAUUAUAUAUUUGAAUGUAAUUUUACAUUGCAUGUUCGAACUGUGUUCGCAUUAAAUUUGCGGUUAAAUUUUCAAAAA
Drosophila albomicans is the source of this 2480-nucleotide messenger RNA. RefSeq names its product DNA ligase 1. NCBI's taxonomy places the organism in Eukaryota, Metazoa, Arthropoda, Insecta, Diptera, Drosophilidae. The record is from RefSeq and is a predicted model, not a curated record. Gene Ontology annotation, biological process: proton motive force-driven ATP synthesis. Gene Ontology annotation, molecular function: proton transmembrane transporter activity. The coding region runs from base 110 to 2392 and encodes 760 amino acids. The transcript has 2 exons.